Theobroma umbraticum is the source of this 2028-nucleotide messenger RNA. RefSeq names its product bromodomain testis-specific protein. NCBI's taxonomy places the organism in Eukaryota, Viridiplantae, Streptophyta, Magnoliopsida, Malvales, Malvaceae. The record is from RefSeq and is a predicted model, not a curated record.
ACGUCUCAUCUUCACAAGGGCGGGGAAUGAAUGCUAGAAACCCCUAAAUCUUCCCCUCUUAUUUUCCUAAAUGGUUAAACCUUAACGCUGACCUCUCGUCCGGCCAAAAUAUCACCUUCCUGGCCAAAUACACGGCUAAGAAAUUUGGAGCGAAGCCCUUUCUUUGAUGGGCAGCAUUCGUCUUUACAUUAAAGUAAAAUAAAGAAAAAGGAGGAAGGGGCUGUAUAGAUAACUUAUAAGCUAAGUUUGAUGAUGUCUUUCUUGGAGCACAUGGAUUAAAUUGAUUGAAAUUGGAGUGGAGAGACUAAAUGAACAUUUUGGAAUGGUGUAGGGACUGGUCAGUUGUAUCUAGAGCAGUAGUCUAUCUGUCAUGUCAGAGGCAUAUAGAGAUUCAUUUGGUUCGGUCGAGCAAUGUAAAGCUGGACCAGAUUUCUUUGGCUUCUAUGCUCGUGAAAUAGCUGAUCUUUUGUCUCCAAAUGAGAGUACCCUAUCCACUUCCAAUGCAUCUGGGUUGUCCCAAGGCAAAUAUGGGAUGGUCAAUGGAAAAGAGGCUAUGGACUGUAGCCAUAAAGAUGCGAGUUCAUUAUUUGAAAACAGCAUAGGUGCUGGGUUUUCAGAUUUCAAAAAAGGAAAAUUGAAGGCAUUACUUAGGCAGAGUGUGAAUGAUCUUUCAAUGGAAGUUGAUGAGAUGUUAGAUCCUGUUGUGGCCAUGUGUCAGUUACGGUAUAAGCUCAAAAGCAACAAUUUGUUGACUGCAGCAUCAAAUGAUAAUGCAGCUAAAAUUGCCUACAAGAAACCUAAGAUUUCGUCUUCUUGCUCAUCAGCUAGCAUCACUGCAAAUUCUUGUCCUAUAAAAUCUGGAUCUUGUGAAGAGGUGGAAGAUGACUUGCGGUUCCUUUUAGAGAAUGAUAACCCAUUGCUGGUAGAGGAAACAAUGAAAAAAUAUUCUGAUGAACUAUCCUCAACGCUAUUGCAUAUGGAGCAGAAGCUUGAAGAAACUUUAGACACUAUAAUGUCCAAGUGUAGUGUAACUUCAAUCCACAGGCCCAUGACACUUUUUGAGAAGCAGCAGCUUCAAAAGUUGAUUCACAAGCUGCCUCAGGAAAAUCUUGUGCGUGUUGUAGAUAUUAUCCAACACGGUAGGCCUGCUGGAAAAUCUUGUGGUGAAGAAAUUUUUGUUGAUUUGGAACAAGAGAAAAAUGUAACACUAUGGAGAUUAUAUUACUAUGUGGAAUCAGUUGAGAAAGCCAAAAUGCUUGCACAUUCACAGUGUAGUAGAACCCAAACAUUAUAGCCAUCCCUUCUGAGACUAUGACUGGAGUUCAGAAGCCUUCUAUUCUAUCAAGACUAUUAGCAUAUAUCAAGCCUUCUAAGACCUUGUAGUACUUUAGCCCUCUUGCUUGAAGUAGCUAUAUGGACAUUUGUCGGCAUUGUCGAGCAGUGGAGAUUUUCAAGAUCUUCUCUGCAGAUUCUAAAAGAUCCUGAUUGCUUGAAUCAUUUGUCUUCAGGGAAUUGACAAAACUGCAUUAACCCAUAAAUUUGAUACCUUGGUAUGGAAUGCAGUAUAGCUUUAAACAGCUCUGUACAGUCACUUGCUAAGCAAGUGAGAUCAAAGUUUUGUACUUUCCUUUUAUAUCUGGUGUUUGACAAGCAUGUUAUAUGCUUUACGGGCAGUUAAGUGAAAGUUUGGAGUCAAGCAGAGUUUCAGCCUUUUAAACUGUACUUACACAAAACACCCUUUAUUUUUCCAAUUGAUAACAGUUAAAACAGUUUCACUUUGAUGUCAAAGGAUAGAAUUUAAACCAUUCAGCUUGCUAAAAUGAGACAACUUUGAUCAAACAGCCCUCAACUUUUGGUCUUCCUUCAUUCUGUAAAGAGCUCAUAUCUUAAUUUAAUUAGUUAGAACUAUUGUUAGUGAUAUAAACUGUAGCAAGAAGUUAACCAUCGUGAUUAGGGACAUGUAUUAAUAUUGAAUUUCUGUAAUAGAUUCCUUAGUUGAGAGAUAUAACAGUUUUACAGUUACAAAUA